AUGGUUAGUGGUGUCUCACGUAAGAGACCAACAGCAUCCAACAGAAGACGUGGUAGGCAAACAGAACCUGAACCAGUGGAAGUGAAUGCCCCUGUGGAGGAGGAUGACCAUGUGGAUGCGAAUAAUGAUAAUGUUGACGACGAUAUUGGUCUGGAGGAUGACGAUGUCAAUAAUGAUAUUGGUGUAGAGGCCGACCUCAUUGAGGACGAUGUUGGUGUGGAUAAUGACAACACGGAACCAGUUCCGGGUGCUCCAGAGGAUCCUUCAUUACUAAUUAGCUUCCGUAACCAUGUUGCUGCCGCUGUUUGGAAGAAAAAGGAACGGGGACCUCUUAAAUGUUUGAAUCGUUCUCGAAAGCUUGCCGAGUGGCCGUCACAAACAGUCCAAAAUGUUAGGUGGAGACAUUUGGUUGAGCAGUCUGGUCUUAGUGUCCUUAUUGAUCACACAUAUCGGCAUGGCAAUAGAGUGGCAAUAUCUACUUUUGUUGAAAGUUUGGGAGUGCCAGUGAAUGAUGCAUUUGCAGAAUUAGUUCAAUCUCGUGGGCAAUCCGUGAAGCUAGAGUGGUUGCGAAUUAGAUUUCAUGAAGUUAACGAUACAGAUGAUGCAAAUUUCAUAGAAUACGUAGCGAGAGCUUACUUGCUAUAUUUAUUAGGUUGUACCCUCUUCGCUGACAAGAGUGGGACUCGAGUACCUGUUGCUUACCUGCACAUGUUGACUGACAUUGAUGCUGUUAGCUCAUAUGCAUGGGGUGCUGCAGCUUUAGCAUUCCAGUAUAGACAAUUAGGACUUGCUAGUAGGGCUGGUGUUAAGCAGAUUGCUGGUUACUUGAAGCUAUUGGAAGCAUGGAUUUAUGAGCAUUUUCGUUUAGGAAGGCCUCAUCCAAAUUUGUCCUAUUCUGAUGAACAACCUCGUGUAUGUCGUUGGAGUUCGCGGAGAGAUGGAGGUUUUACAGAAGACCACUCGCAGACAUUACGAGAGCAACUUGACAUGUUACAUGCUAAUGAAAUCGAGUGGGAUCCAUACCAUUUAUGUAGGACACACCAUCCACUUCAUGAGGUUGCAUAUUAUACUGGAUGUUUGAAAUGCUUUGAUAUUGUUGAACCCUAUCACCCCAAUAGGGUAUUGCGACAGUUUGGUAGGGUCCAAACCAUCCCACCAGAACCAUUAUCUCCUGUUCGAGCUACACGAGGCAGUAAACCAAGACAGUAUAGAAUCAUGUAUCAAUACCAUGACACGAUAUGGGCGCAAUGGAAGAAUCAUGUGUUGUCCAUUAAUGCUCACAGUGUGCCUGUACAGCAGUGGCCAUCUGAAUGUGUACGGAGAUACCGUGAGUGGUAUGCUCGUGUUUCGCAUCGGGUUGUUCAAAAUCCUACACAUCACUCUCAGUUUGAUCCACGUGUUCAACGUCCUGAGAAUGAUGUUACUAUGGAUCCUGAGUGGUGUAAUGAUGCUACUUUCAAUGUUGGUGCUGCAAUCCAUAGGCUCGGUCGUGAUGAGUGUGUCUUGCACCCUGACAUGCUGUAUGAAACCAUUGGUCGCAUGCUGCAAGUUCUUGAUGGACAAAGUUUGGGAUCUACUUUGACACAUACAGAGCCUCAAGUCUACUAUUGUAAACGUCGUAGGAUGGACCGUACAUGA
Molecule: messenger RNA, 1638 nt
Organism: Camellia sinensis
Lineage: Eukaryota; Viridiplantae; Streptophyta; Magnoliopsida; Ericales; Theaceae
Source: RefSeq, a predicted model, not a curated record